Molecule: messenger RNA, 2175 nt
Organism: Mercurialis annua (annual mercury)
Lineage: Eukaryota; Viridiplantae; Streptophyta; Magnoliopsida; Malpighiales; Euphorbiaceae
Exons: 6
Coding region: 133-2127 (664 amino acids)
Biological process (GO): lipid catabolic process
Source: RefSeq, a predicted model, not a curated record
UAUCUUUUCUCUUUAUUUUUUAUUUUAAUUUGUUUUUCUGUUACUUACAAUUCAUUAUAAACGGUUUUUAAUCUCAAGUUCGCGGUUUAUUUUUCCAAUUAAGUUACAUUCUUCGACUUAUUCGAUUGAUUUAUGGCGGCGGGGACAAUGGCAACCGCCGCCGGAGCGGCAGUGCUAUUAUAUUUUGUGCUGAGUCGGCGACUGGCGGCGAAAGGCGCCGAUCAGAGUGGAGAUUUAUCGAAAUCGAAAUCAGUGAGGAGAAGGAUCGCUCGCCGACCGGCACAAGCACCGGCCACGUGGCUUGAAACGAUAACGACUCUUUCAGAAACCCUAAGAUUUACAUAUUCUGAAACUUUAGGGAAGUGGCCGAUUGGUGAUUUAGCUUUUGGCAUUAAUUACCUCAUCAGAAAACAGGGUAAUUUGCAAGUUGCUAGUGUAUAUGCUGGGAGUAAUUCUGUACAGUUAAAAGGAGCUGAAAUUAUAGAAGAGUUAAAUAGUUUGUUGAGGCUGUUAACACUCGGUAUCUUCUUCUCGAAGAAGCCAUUUCCCGUGUUCUUAGAUUCCGCUGGUUACUCUAUGGAAGAUGUUCUUCUUCAGAAACCUAAAGCCGGGAUUUUGAAGCCGGCUUUUACGAUUAUACAUGAUAAAGAAUCCAAAUGUUUUCUUCUGUUGAUUCGGGGUACACAUAGUAUUAAAGAUACGCUUACAGCAGCGACUGGUGCUGUGGUUCCUUUUCACCACUCGGUUUUACAUGAUGGUGGGAUUAGUAAUUUAGUUUUAGGUUAUGCACAUUGUGGAAUGGUUGCUGCUGCUCGUUGGAUUGCUAAGCUUAGUACUCCUUGCCUACUUAAAGCACUUGGUGACUGUCCAGAUCAUAGAGUUAAGGUUGUUGGCCAUUCGCUUGGUGGGGGUACUGCUGCGUUGUUAACAUAUAUUCUACGGGAGCAGAAAGAGUUCGCUUCUAGCACCUGUGUCACGUUUGCCCCAGCUGCCUGUAUGACAUGGGAUUUAGCAGAGUCAGGCAAGCACUUUAUUACUACUGUGAUUAAUGGAUCUGAUCUGGUGCCUACGUUUUCAACUGCUUCUAUAGACGACCUUCGCUCUGAGGUGCUUAAAUCCAUGCCUGCUAUUUUGGAGUUCAUUCUUUAUCAUCUUAUGUGUAUAUGUAUUUCUAAAUGUUUAUUGGACCAGGUCACAGCAUCAUCUUGGUUAAAUGAUUUGCGAGACCAGGUUGAGCAUACCAGAGUUCUGAGUGUUGUAUAUCGCUCGGCAACUGCUCUGGGAUCUCGCUUGCCAUCUAUAGCGAGUGCCAGAGCUAGAGUUGCCGGUGCAGGUGCACUUUUGCGCCCUGUCUCUAGUAGCACUCAGGUUGUGAUGAAGCGAGCGCAAAAUGUUGCCCAAGCUGUUGUCAGAACACGUUCAUCUUUAUCAUCAUGGUCAUGUAUGGGCCCAAGGCGCCGUUCAGCGGUUCCACCAGAAAAUUCUAAAGUGCAAGAUUUGCCAGAAGCAUCUAUAGUGUCUGAAAUUUCCGAAACUCUUGUGGCCGAAGUGCAAAUUGAAGACCUAAUACAGAACGAACUAGAAUGCAAUUCAAGUAGUGGGUCAGGGCACGAUGAUACCGAUGAAGAUGAGCCACUUAUUUCUCGUGAUGUAAUUAUUAGCUCAUCUAGCAUUGAAAAUGUUACCGAAGGUGAGUUGUGGUAUGAACUUGAGAAGGAGCUUAAGCGGCAAAAAAGUGAAGUUGAUCUUCAGGCCCAGGAAGAAGAAGCCGCUGCAGCAAAAGAGAUUACUGAAGAAGAGAAUGUUCUGGUGAGUGCAGCGGAUACCGACAACUCCAUAAACAAAACGGAUGUCUCAGAUGGCCACCAUUUCUAUCCGCCCGGUAGAAUAAUGCAUAUUGUUUGUACGCCUGCCUCAGACCCCGCCAAUGUAGAUAGUGAGAUGCCCGUCGAAGAACAUGUAGGUAUAUACGAGACACCUAGAGAACUGUACAGUAAGAUUCGGCUAUCAAAAACAAUGAUUAAUGACCAUUAUAUGCCUAUGUAUAAGAAGAUGAUGGAAUUGUUAAUCAGGGAACUGAAAAAUAUUGAAGACUCUGAUUCGGCAAUAUUACAUGAUCAAAUUUAACAGGAGCAUGUAGCAUUUCUACAAUAAAUGGCCAACGUUUUACUUGCA